AUGGACAACGACGAUGGCGCGACAGAGCAGCGCGACCAGCACUCGGCGCUUCGAGACCACGCAGCAGCAGACACGAGCGCAGGUACUCCAAACAGACCUUCACACAGCCAACAUCCCUCUCGACAAUCGUCUGUGGAUGAAAGCAACCAUCCCGAUCGACCUCAUGCCACACCACGACGUCAAGGGAGCGCUCAUCGGCGAUAUAAACGGACCGCCUGCUUCGUCCAUUCUCUACUGGAUUCACGCGCUCGUAUGGACCGGCCUAUGGCGAGUCAUGGCACCUCUGAGCCAUCGUCUCGACCAGACUCACCGCCAGGCACACAUACACCCAUCGACCAGAAACGCGCCCUGACAAAGAAGGAAGUCAGUGACAUGGCACUUGGCGUGCGUGAACUCUCAAAACACCUCGGUGCAGCGCGUCUCAAGCUCAAGAUCCAUUCGAUCCUCGUGCUUGCGAAACCAGGCGAUCAUAGUCUCGUCAAGCUCAUGGCGGAUUUGUGUGGUUGGCUCCUGUUGCAGCAAAAGGAGCGCAAAUCCUCUAAUGGCAAUCACAGUAGUGGCUCUGAGAAAACACUCGGGUACACCGUGUACAUUGAGAAACGCUUUGAAGAGGAAGAAGCCGUCAAGGAACUCGCUGCACAGGCACAUCAUCCCGGGAAAAUCAAGUUCUGGACCUCUGAAUUAUGCACGAAAUCACCACACUUGUUUGAUUUGGUACUGACGUUGGGUGGUGAUGGCACAGUCUUGCAUGCUUCAUGUUUAUUCCAGCGCAUCGUCCCACCAGUCUUGAGCUUCGCUUUGGGAUCUCUUGGGUUUCUGACCAAUUUCGACUUCAAGGACUACCCAAAGCAAGUCUCGAGUGUCCUGCAAGAGGGCGUCACGGCUGCAUUGCGUAUGCGUAUUGAAUGCGCCGUGUUUCGAGCAGCACGAGACGCAAAUGGACAACUCAUCAAUAAGGAAGAUACAUUGCAUGCCGAUCUCGUGGCAAUGGAUAAACAUGGUGAUGCCGUCUCAACCAGUCACAAGUUUGAUUUGUCCUUCAAUGUGCUGAAUGAUAUGGUCGUGGAUCGUGGACCGAAUGCACAACUCUCCUCCCUCGAGUUAUUUGGUGAUGAUGAACAUUUGACGAGCAUCUCUGCAGAUGGCGUGGUUGUGUCAACGCCCACUGGCUCAACAGCGUAUUCCCUCUCUGCCGGCGGCUCUCUCUGUCAUCCCGAGAUACCCACCAUUCUCAUCUCGCCCAUUUGUCCUCACACACUAAGCUUCCGACCACUCCUCGUGCCAGACUCCAUGGUCCUUCAAGUCGCGGUUGCCUAUGACUCGCGUUCAACAGCAUGGGCGAGUUUCGAUGGUCGAAAUCGCGUGGAGCUGAAGCAGGGUGACUAUGUACGUGUCUCUGCUAGCAGAUUCCCCUUUCCAACGUGUUUGCGAGGGAAACAGACGGGUGAUUGGUUUGAGUCUAUUGCAACGAAGCUCUCAUGGAAUGCAAGGAAGAGACAGAAGCCGCUUGAUUGUUAG
This is a messenger RNA of Protomyces lactucae-debilis, 1518 nucleotides long. RefSeq names its product ATP-NAD kinase-like domain-containing protein. NCBI's taxonomy places the organism in Eukaryota, Fungi, Ascomycota, Taphrinomycetes, Taphrinales, Protomycetaceae. The record is from RefSeq and is a predicted model, not a curated record. The coding region runs from base 1 to 1518 and encodes 505 amino acids. Gene Ontology annotation, biological process: NAD+ metabolic process; NADP+ biosynthetic process. Gene Ontology annotation, molecular function: NAD+ kinase activity. The transcript is spliced from 2 exons.